CACCCUCUAUAAAUAGUACUCUAAAACGAACUAACUCUACUCACUAAACUGAAAAACACACACACUUGAUCUUCUCUAAAACCCUAAAAUUACAAGAUGGGUUUGGUUAGAUCAUUAUGCUUAUUCAUUACCUUCCUUAGCUGUCUAGUCAUCUCGGUCCAUGGCCAAGCUGCCACAAGGCCUGUUUCUGGCACGAGGGUCGGGUUUUACUCGACCACGUGUCCUACCGCCGAAACCAUUGUCCGAAACGCCGUGACAGCUGGUUUCAACGCUAACCCGGCAAUCGCACCAGGGAUACUAAGAAUGAUUUUCCACGACUGCUUCGUCCUAGGUUGUGACGGUUCUAUCCUUAUAUCGGGAGCUAACACCGAAAGAACCGCUGGUCCGAACCGCAACCUCCGUGGCUUUGAAGUCAUAGACAACGCCAAAACGCAGCUCGAAGCUGCUUGCCCUGGAGUCGUCUCUUGUGCUGAUAUUUUAGCUUUAGCCGCUCGUGACACCGUCGUCCUGACGAGAGGAAUUAGUUGGCAAGUACCAACCGGACGUAGAGAUGGUCGAGUUUCCGUGGCUUCGAACACUAACAAUCUUCCUGGUCCCGGUGACUCUCUCGCCCUUCAACAACAGAAAUUCUCCGCUUUGGGACUCAAUACCCGCGAACUCGUCGUCCUCGUCGGGGCACACACGAUCGGAACAGCGGGAUGCGGUACAUUCAGGAACAGGCUAUUCAAUGGCACCGGAGGCCCAGCGGAUCCAACAAUCGACCCGACAUUUUUGGCGCAGCUUCGGACACAAUGUCCCCAAAACGGCGAUGCCUCAGUACGCGUUGAUCUCGACACCGGAAGUGCAACCACUUUCGACACUUCCUACUUCAACAACCUAAGCCGUGGCCGUGGAGUCCUACAAUCCGAUCAGAUCCUUUGGACCGAUCCAGCCACCAGACCCAUUGUGCAACAGUUAAUGAGUCCCACAAGCACCUUCAACGCUGAGUUUGCGAGGGCUAUGGUCAGGAUGAGUAAUAUUGGCGUGCUUACGGGGGCUAAUGGGGAAAUUCGUAGAGUUUGCUCUGCGGUUAAUUAACCGAUUAAAAUCUGUGGUUAGCAUGAUGCUAAGCUUUCAUGGUUGGCUACUUGUUUCGAGUGUGAUUUUAGUUUCAAUAAUAAAUAAACCAAUAGAAAACCACAUAAGAAAAACUCAAAAGUGGGUUUAUGAAAAUUGUAUCUAAAAGGUUUUGUAUUCGGUUUCUUUUAGUUUUACUUGAUGGAUUAUGUCUUCAUAAAAACAAUAUAAUGAGGUAAUUUGGUCACAUUUUUGCUUCUUAUAUUUUAUAAUUUUCGCUAGCUGAGUGAAAAAUAUUGAAUAAAAAAUAAAAAAGAACUGAAACCAAAA
Thlaspi arvense is the source of this 1386-nucleotide messenger RNA. Lineage: Eukaryota; Viridiplantae; Streptophyta; Magnoliopsida; Brassicales; Brassicaceae. The record is from the annotation of a GenBank genome assembly.